AUGGUGGACUCUCCCGGUGCGAUGAAGAAGACCGUCUCGGUACCGGAGAUCAAACCGCUGGACCGGUACGACUUCAACCGGGCCAAGAUGUGCGCCAGCGUCCGGUGGCUGCUGUCGAAGGCGUACGGCUCCGCAGAUAACGUCCCCGUGGAGCUGCAGGACCCCCUUUACCAGGACCAGUAUGAGCAGGAGCACCUGAAGCCGGCCGUCUCCGAGCUGCUGCUCUCGCCGGAGGUCUACUGCAGAGCCCGGGCCCUGCUGGCGCAGGCGCACAGGGUCUCCCUGCCGGCGGCGCAGGGGCCUUUGGCGGACAACUCGGCCCUGCUGCAGUUCCUCAUUAAGAAAGGCUUCGGCCCAAAGGUCCAGGAGCAGGAGGUCACCGAGGAGGACCUCGGCUCCGCCCCCAUCAAGACGAAGGCCCACCUCGCCCUGAUGGACUCCAUGAUGGCGCUGGCGGCCCGGGAGGCGGUGGGCCGCGUCAAGAUGGCGGUGCAGGCGGAGCAGACGGGCGCCGGCGCUCCGUGGGAGAACGCUCUGCUCUUCUGGGUCAACAGGCUGAACCAGACGCUGAGGGAAACCACAGAAGAAGAAGAAGAGCCCACCAAGUCCCAGACCUGCACCGACCUGCAGACGGCCCAGGACUCGUGUCAGUCCAACCGCUGGUACUGGAAGCUGGUCCCACAUGCUAUCGCUUUUUGUUUGAAGGAGUCGGGGAAUAAGCCUCCAGUGAUCCGCUACAGGAAGGACAAGGUCCAGUCUAAGCUGACUCCCACCUUUCCUCUGGUUUCUGGGGUCAAAGAUCUUUCUAACGGCUCGGCUAUCGCUGCUGUGUUACACUUCUACUGCCCCACCCUGCUGCCUCUGGAGGAUGUGUGCCUGAAGGACACCAUGUCGGUGGCUGACAGCCUCUACAACCUGCAGCUGGUCAGGGUCUUCUGUGAGAGCCGUCUGGAGAGGUGCUGCCCCCUGGCUGUGGAGGACCUGCUCUACGCACCGCCGGUGCUGCACCUGAACAUCAUGAGCUUCGUAGCCGAGCUGCUGGAGUGGUUUGAGGUGAAGAAGCCGGAUUUCGUUCAGCCGGUCCAACCCAUCGACCUCACAGAUGUCUCGGGAUUGCUCGACUGUACGAGUCCUGUCAACGGGAACAGCAACAGUGGUUCUCCAUCCUUCAUCUUCAAACAACCCUUUGUGCCCAUCUGCUCCCCAGUGUCACCAGAAAACAAGAGUUGGACAAAGAAACAGAUCAGUCGCCCUCUGUCAGCAGUGACUUUCAGCAUCCCAUUUGGGCUGGACAGUGAUGUUGACAUUGUCAUGGGAAACCCAAUAGAUUCUGUCUUUCGCUCCGUCAGCACUGACAGCCUCACCGCCGGCAUCCCUGCAAUGACUUCCUCUGUGAUAUCGGCUGGCAUGACUUGUCACGAGGACCUCAGCCACCUGGUCAGCGCCUCUGCUCCGUCGCAGCGCUCUUCCUGGGGUCCGUACGCUCACACAACGCCACUGGGAGAGCUGCCAACCAUCGAGGAGGCGCUACAGGUGGUUCACACUCCGGGCAGCAAAGAUCGGAGGAAGGGAAGGAUAGCAGAGAAAGGUGGAAGAGGAGUGUCGGGAGGAAGGCCAGAGCCCAGGUUACGUCCGGAAGGAGCCCCUGCUGGUUUCUUCCUCCACUGCCCCGAGGAGGACAAACCCCAGCUCAGUAGUUCGGCUCCCUGCCGCCCUGGACUCCUCCACCGGCCGAUCGGUGGGGAGGUAGGUGACACUGAAAGGCAAGGAAGGGGAGCGAGGAGGGCGAGAUCGGGACACACUGCCGAUAUGUCGCGUGACGACGACUCCGUCCUACGAGAUGGCAGUGUUGACUCCUCCGAAGCGUCGGACGAUAGCCCGAGAAACGCACCCGGUAAUAUGCGUCCCAGUAACGGUCACCAGGGAAAAAACAGCACCAGCAACAGUCCACGGAUGACGACCUUUGCUGAGCGACGAGACAGCAGAAGGAGACAUCCCGCUGCUCCCGGGGAGGAGUCGGCCUCUGCUCCGACUCCGACAACGCCAGGAACUCCACAGACUCCCUCCACCCCAGCAGGGGCACCUGGCCACCAGGACAGCCCCGGGCCCAGAGGCCCUGAACUGGGCUCGAAGUCAUCCGAGUUGGGGGCUCGUCUGGAGGAAAAACGCAAAAGCAUUGAAGCCCAAAAAAGACGCAUUGAAGCCAUCUUCGCCAAGCACAGACAGAGGCUCGGAAAAACUGCUUUCCUUCAACUGAAAAGAGAGCAAGGAGAGGGAGGAGGGGAGGGAGCAGAGGGAGAUACUCUCAGCCUGGAGGAACGUCUCACUUGCAUGGAGGAGCAACUAAAACAGGAGGAGGAGAAAGAAAAGGAUGGAGAGAAAGAGAAAGAAAAGCCAUCUGUUCCUAUUGCCCGUCGGUUAGAGAAGCAGGUCACUUUCUCUAUCGAAAGUAAGAAAGGGGCAGAAAAAGAGAAAGGAGGUGAAGCCGUCUUUGUGGAGUACAAUGAAGUGGUUCAGAAACUGAGUGACGCUCUGCAGUCACUUCAAAACGACAUGCAGAAACUUACAGAACAGCAACAGCAGCUCAUGAGUAAUCAAAGACCCAUAAAUACACCCCAAACCACUCCUAAAUCAACCCCUAGAAGUGCUGCCAAAACGCCUCCUCACACCCCAACAAAGACCCCACCGAGAACCCCGACCAAGACUUCUACGAGGAGUAAAGCUCUGGUGAUCCCUGGUCCCAGUGGCCCUGCGGCCUCCUCCCCGUCACGACGUUCGCUCCUUCAUUCUUCUUCAACCUCACCAAAGACUAUCAUUUCCUCUUCCUGCCCGACUCCCCGCACAAAGAUCCACUCCUCCUCCACUCCCCGCAGCCCCAACCACCACCCGCGUGCCCAGCAUCCGCCUCACCCACGGCCUUCCGAACUCAAGUUCCCCCCACUCAACCGCGCCUUGGCACCGACCCACAACGUGGACACUCUCCCCCACUUACGCCGCGUGUCACCUAGCAAGUGUCAGGUUCAGACUUCCUCCUCUUUUCGGAUCAGUGGGCUACGGACUCCUCAAGAGAAUCCUCAGGCUACCCAGCAGCCCCAGCCUGAUGGGAACACCUCGGACUCAGCGUCGAGCGAGACGCCAACUCAGUUCAGCUUGGAGCUGGAGGACAUGGAAGCCGUAGGAGGGCUGCCGGUUUUCCCACAGCCCGGACAAGACCGUCCGACGGCUGCUGGUGGGAGCAGCUCUGGCGCUCCUUCCGAGUGCUCCUUUGGGAGCGAGACUUUGUCUCUUUCUGCUGCGUUCAGCACAGGAGGUGAAGACGGGAGAGGUGGAGGUAGAGGGAAGCACUGCAGCCUGAUUGAGGCCUCACUGUGUUCUCUUGGAGGGCCAGAGGGCAGUGAUGUACCAACUGAUGAAGGGCAGGAGUUUUCCUCUGAUUCCAUGAGCGACCACACAGAAUCUGCGGUGGAACCUGUUACAGGACUCGAUGCAGAACCUUUAGACCGUAUAGAGCAGCUGGAUCUGGCAACAAGAGCCGUCAAUUUGCCAGAACAACAAACCGAACGAGAACAGACGAGACAGACAGAACCUCAGGAACCGAGUGGAGAGCAGAACGAGCCCGGUGCUAGAGGAGGAAUUGGCUUCUUCUUUCAGGGGGAGGUGCAUAGUGAAGAGGAGAUGGCCCAGCGUAGAGCUUUGCUGUUGGAAAAACAGCAGAAGAGAGCUGAGGAGUUGAAGAAGAGGAGACAGUGGAAUGAGCAAGAAAGGGAAAACAGACCAGCAUCUCCCUUCAAUACACCUCCUGCAGGAAUGACCUCACCUUCCCCCACACCUCCUGCUACACCAGGCCGGCGGGGAAAUUUCACGCGAGUGGAGUAUGCACGGCGGCAUCAACUCAGGAUCAUGGAGGACUUGGACAAAGUGCUUCGGCAGAAAUUAACUAAUCAAGGACGAUCUUCCGCCAAGAAAACCCGCUCACGUCCUCGCAGCAUGACGAGGGAGGAAACCCAGCUGUCUCUGAGUCCAGCCAAGAGCACAGCUGGCUCCAAGUUGACCAAAGUCUACUCUAACUCCUCCCUCAACCUGACAGCAACGGAUGAGCCAGGAAAGAGAUGUGAUGACCUCCUUAAGAAACCCAACAGCCGUCCUAGUUCACCUUCGGGAUGUGCGACACCAAGUAAACUGGCAACUCAGAACGGAGAUCCAGACUCAGAGACUGGUUCCAAUGGAACCUCGCCCGCCCCAGAAUACACAGGUCCAAAACUCUUCAAAGAACCAAGCUCUAAGUCCAACAAGUUCAUCAUCCACAACGCUCUGUCUCGCUGCUGCCUCGCUGGGAAGGUCAACGAGACCCAGAAGAACAAGAUCGUUGAGGAGAUGGAGAAGAGUCCUGCCAACCACUUCCUCAUCCUCUUCCGUGAUUCCAGCUGCCAGUUCAGGGGCGUUUACACCAUAAACGCCGACUCCCAGGAGCUUGUGCGAUUGGCUGGCGUGGGGCCGCGGACGAUUGGCUCCGCCCAGGUGGAGUCCAUCUUCAAAUACAGUUCAGACAGGAAGCAGUUUAGUGCCAUACCCUCCAAAACCAUGGGCAUGAGUGUGGACGCCUUCACCAUCCCCGGCCAUCUUUGGCAUGGAGGAGGCACGGCAGGAGGAGGAGCAGGCCGGAGGGCAAGCGUCACUAAGAAGGCAGUCAUUUCUAAGUGAGAGAAGACGCCAUGCAAGAAAACACAAGAAUCACACUGAAAAUGUCACCCAGAUUAGCCUUCAGCCAUGUGUGUGCCAUCGGAUUUACUACAAAAUGUUUGAAAAUGAAAAUGUUAAGAGCACACCUUUCUUUACCUAAACUCACCACCCAGAGUGUGCAGGGGGGUGUUUUGUAAAAGGUUAAGUCAACUGCACAAGAAAGAGGUACUUUUAAAAAGUCUCAGUACUUUAUUUGAAGUACAAACUCCAAAACAUUGUCUCUCAGCUCCUCCUCAAGGAGAACAUGUUUUAUACGCCUUCUGGUCUCAGAAGGGUUUAAUUCCACCAACAGCUGUCAGUCGGUGGAUCGAAGCACAUUUAGAUUGCAGAAUGAAAAAUAGCCAUAAUCCAAGAGAAGAAACAGGUAUUUACUGUGUGUGGUCUCAAAAUAAUACCACAGAGUAAAGGUAUGAUCAUCAGAUCAAUUAAAACUGAGCUAAUGGUGUAUUGAUGAUGAUGAUGAUGAUGAUGAUGAUGAUGACGAUGAUGAUGACGAUGAUGA
This is a messenger RNA of Cyclopterus lumpus (lumpfish), 5242 nucleotides long. RefSeq names its product calmodulin-regulated spectrin-associated protein 3-like. The record is from RefSeq and is a predicted model, not a curated record. Bases 1 to 4701 code for a protein of 1566 amino acids. Lineage: Eukaryota; Metazoa; Chordata; Actinopteri; Perciformes; Cyclopteridae. Gene Ontology annotation, cellular component: microtubule minus-end. Gene Ontology annotation, biological process: neuron projection development; cytoplasmic microtubule organization; negative regulation of microtubule depolymerization. The transcript is spliced from 19 exons. Gene Ontology annotation, molecular function: microtubule minus-end binding; calmodulin binding; spectrin binding.